Molecule: messenger RNA, 523 nt
Organism: Solanum tuberosum (potato)
Lineage: Eukaryota; Viridiplantae; Streptophyta; Magnoliopsida; Solanales; Solanaceae
Product: beta-amyrin synthase-like
Exons: 4
Biological process (GO): triterpenoid biosynthetic process
Cellular component (GO): lipid droplet
Molecular function (GO): beta-amyrin synthase activity
Source: RefSeq, a predicted model, not a curated record
UCCAGGUAUGUUGAGUGCACUGGCGCGUCAAUACAAGCACUAGUUCUGUUUAAAAAGCUAUACCCUGGACACCGGACCACAGAGAUUGACAAUUUCAUUGAUAAUGCUGUUAAAUAUCUUGACGAUGUACAGAAUCCUGAUGGUUCAUGGUAUGGUUCCUGGGGUGUGUGCUUUACAUAUGCUUCCUGGUUUGCUCUUGGAGGGCUUGCUGCAGCAGGCAAGAGUUACAGCAACUCUGCGGCUGUUCGGAAAGGCGUUGAAUUUCUGUUACGAAGACAAAGGUCUAAUGGUGGUUGGGGAGAAAGCUAUCAUUCUUGUCCUGACAAGGUAUAUAGAGAGCUUGAAACAGAACACUCAAAUCUUGUACAAACUGCAUGGGCAUUGAUGGGAUUGAUUCACUCUGGCCAGGUUGAUAGAGAUCCAAGACCCCUCCACCGUGCGGCUAGGCUUUUGAUUAAUUCUCAAAUGGAAGAUGGUGACUUCCCACAACAGGUAAUUACUCUGUAAAUUACAAGUUAAACAA